This is a messenger RNA of Microthlaspi erraticum, 633 nucleotides long. Lineage: Eukaryota; Viridiplantae; Streptophyta; Magnoliopsida; Brassicales; Brassicaceae. The record is from the annotation of a GenBank genome assembly.
AUGAAGGGGGCUUUGCUUGUGGACGAUGACUUUAUACACGGAGAAGAGAAGAACCUGACCGUUCGGAAAACCUCUCUCUUUUUCGCCGGCGAUGGUUUCACGGCUUACGAUUGCAAGGGCACUUUGGUCUUUCGAGUCGACUCUUACGGUGGUCCCAACAACCGCGACACCGACGAGCUUGUCCUCAUGGACGCUCACGGUCGUUGCCUCCUCACCCUCCGACGAAAGAGACCGAGUUUGCGACGGAGAUGGGAAGGGUAUCUCGGGGAGAGAUCGGACGGUCAGAAACCGAUAUUCGGAGUGAGGAGAUCGUCGAUAAUCGGGAGGAACAGCGUGACGGUGGAGGUGUACGGGGAGUACGAGUGCGGCGAGUACCUGGUCGAGGGUAAUUUCGGGCAAAGGAGCUGCACGGUGGUGGAGGCGGAGACGAGGAGGAAGGUGGCGGAGAUACGGCGCAAAGUGGAUGCGUCAACGAACGUGAUGCUUGGGAAAGACGUCUUCUCGUUGAACGUGAAGCCCGGGUUUGAUGGAGCCUUUGCCAUGGGAUUGGUGCUUGUGCUUGAUCAGAUCUACGGCGACGAUCUCGUUGAGGUUGGUGAAGAACAGGUGCACCCUUCCGCAGAAGAUCAGUGA